Molecule: messenger RNA, 820 nt
Organism: Gloeophyllum trabeum ATCC 11539
Lineage: Eukaryota; Fungi; Basidiomycota; Agaricomycetes; Gloeophyllales; Gloeophyllaceae
Exons: 4
Coding region: 1-513 (170 amino acids)
Cellular component (GO): membrane
Source: RefSeq, a predicted model, not a curated record
AUGUCUAGUGCAGACGUCUACGUGCGCCGCGGGCACCCCGUCCUCUUCGGCCUAAUCAUCUUCUUCGGCAUCGUCGAGCUCGCGCUCUCCGCGUGGCUCACCAGCCGCUACAACGCGCACCACAACUACCCCUCGGGCGCGGUGCGCGAUCGCUCGCGCUUCCUCCUCUUCGCCUCCAUCUGGACCGUCGUCAUCUCCCCCGCGUACAUGGGUCUCUUCCUCGCCUCGUCCGCCGGAUCCAUCUUCACCAGCAUCGCGAGCCACUUUAUUUUCUUGCUCCUUUCGUGGGUGUUCUGGCUCGCGGGAGCCGCGUCCCUCACGGCAGCCUUGGGCGGGGGGCUCUCUUGCCACCUCGACGCCACUUCGUAUUGCGGCCAGCUCAACGCCGAGGAAGGCUUCGCCUGGAUCCAAUUCAUCAUGUUCACCCUUGCCCUCAUCUUCGUGCUCGCGCGUGGCAUCUCUGUCUCACGCGCCGGCGACGGCCUGCGCGGCCAGCUCGUCAGUACCGCCUAGGUUUAGGUUUGCGUCUGGGUCUGGAUUUCUAGCAUGGGAUUGGUGGAUCGUGGUCUGCUCGUAAUGGGCUCGUGUAUUGUGGCGGCUUGAUGACUUUAAUGGUUCUUUCUUGACGACUCUUACGAACGGAGUGUAAUUUUUUACCACUUCGUGACGAGUGCGGUUAUGCCUUUUGGAUGUACUUCUUGGUCAUGUAUUAUUGUACGCUAUAAUUCGGAGGUUCCACUCAUCAUUCACUUCGCGUACUGGGGAUUGCAAGUAUUACAAUCUAGGCCUUGGGCCUAUCCAGCAUAGAGUUUAUGACCGA